UUUUGCUUCCCAGUAGACGAGGCGGAAGUUCCAAAUUACAGAUCGGUCAUCUCUAAUCCCAUGGACUUUCAAACAAUGCAGAACAAGCUGGAAGCGGAGGAAUAUCGUACCCCCGAAGACUUCAAAGAUGAUCUGUUGCUCGUCAUGCGCAACGCGCAGACGUUCAAUCCUCCAGGUUCCAUCUACUCAAACGAGGCCAAAAGGAUAGAG
Messenger RNA from Ceraceosorus guamensis, 210 nucleotides. Its product is annotated as Bromodomain-containing protein. Gene Ontology annotation, molecular function: protein binding. The annotation marks the transcript as partial. The transcript has a single exon. NCBI's taxonomy places the organism in Eukaryota, Fungi, Basidiomycota, Exobasidiomycetes, Ceraceosorales, Ceraceosoraceae. The record is from RefSeq and is a predicted model, not a curated record.